UUGUUGGGAGUUGGGUAUGUACAUGUUCAAAUAUCCUAAAAUGGAAUAUUUGGAUUUAUACUAUUCAUACUGAUUUUGUAUACUAAAAAUCUACCAGAUGAUAUUAUAUAAAAGCUAUUGAUGAUGCCGAUGUCUCUACCCGGAACAGGUUUCCUGAUAGACCUAGAUGGGCAAACACAAUCUAUCAGUGCUGAAUGAGUUCAUUCUGAUGGGAAUCACAGACCGUCCUGAGCUGCAGGCGCCAUUGUUCGGGCUGUUCCUCAUCAUCUACAUGAUCUCAAUGGUGGGCAACUUGGUCAUCAUCAUCCUCACCAAGAUAGACUCCAAGCUACAAACUCCGAUGUACUUUUUUCUCAGACACCUGGCUAUCACUGAUCUUGGCUAUUCAACAGCCGUGGGACCCAAAAUGUUGGCAAAUUUUGUUGUGGAUGAAAAUACAAUCUCCUACUAUUUUUGUGCUACACAGCUAGCUUUCUUUAUUAUGUUCAUAGCUAGUGAAUUUUUUAUUCUGUCAGCAAUGUCCUACGACCGCUAUGUGGCCAUCUGUAACCCUCUGUGCUACACAGUCAUCAUGUCACGAAGGAUGUGUUGGGUACUGGUGACAAUCUCCUAUCUCUAUAGCACAUUUGUUUCUCUCCUGGUCAGCAUAAAGAUUUUUAAUUUAACCUUCUGUGGCCACAAUGUCAUCAGGCAUUUCUACUGUGACAUUCUCCCCUUGUUAUCUUUGCUCUGCUCAGACACACAUGAAAUCAAAUUGGUCAUUCUCGUCUUAUCUGUUUUGGAUCUGACUUCAUCCCUUCUAAUAGUUCUUGUUUCUUACACACUCAUAAUUGUAUCCAUUAUCAAACUGAGCUCAGCUGAGGGCAGGCACAAGGCCUUCUCCACCUGUGGAUCCCACCUGAGUGUGGUGGUAGUGUUCUAUGGGACUUUAAUCUUUAUGUAUCUGCAGCCCAACUCCAGUCAUUCCUUUGACACUGAUAAAGUGGCCUCCAUAUUUUACACCCUGGUAAUCCCCAUGUUGAAUCCCUUGAUCUACAGUUUGAGGAAUAGAGAUGUAAAAUAUGCCUUAGAUAGGGCUUUAGGACGAUUAUGCAAUAUAUUUUCUCAACGUUCAUUGUAACAUGGAUGCAUAUAAAUUACAUUUUGGGCUUCACACUUUUUUCUUUCUGCCUCCAGAGGGGAUAGCAAGCCCACAAGCACGGA
This is a messenger RNA of Loxodonta africana (African savanna elephant), 1203 nucleotides long. RefSeq names its product olfactory receptor 8K3-like. The record is from RefSeq and is a predicted model, not a curated record. Lineage: Eukaryota; Metazoa; Chordata; Mammalia; Proboscidea; Elephantidae. Gene Ontology annotation, molecular function: G protein-coupled receptor activity; odorant binding; olfactory receptor activity. Gene Ontology annotation, cellular component: membrane. Gene Ontology annotation, biological process: G protein-coupled receptor signaling pathway; sensory perception of smell. Bases 167 to 1120 code for a protein of 317 amino acids. The transcript has a single exon.